Molecule: messenger RNA, 5284 nt
Organism: Coregonus sp. 'balchen'
Lineage: Eukaryota; Metazoa; Chordata; Actinopteri; Salmoniformes; Salmonidae
Source: the annotation of a GenBank genome assembly
AUGAGAGCAACAUACACAAUCUUGUUCGGAUAUUAUGUUUUGAUAUCGAGUGUUCUUGUGAAUGCGUUCGAACCAAUCUCAACCACAUUUGUGGUCGGUGCGGGAGUAGGCCUAGCAGCAGUGGGGCAGAAAAUGUACAAUUAUUUAUAUGAAAGUUGCGAUUCAAAAUGGGUUGCUUUUAAUUCAACAGGUAUGUGUACAGGUAAACUAUUAGAUGGUUGAUGUGUUAUUGUAGUUUACUUAGGCUAUUUGAUCAUGUAGACACAGUCAAACCCUUUACGUUUUUAUCUUCCAAUUGCUUUUAGAUCUGCACCACUAUACCGUUGGCCUACUUUAGUGAUGGGCAGGGUCAUUACAAAUUGUGUGGAUGAAGGGGGCUUGAAAAAAGAGAAAGCAAUACUUAAAAUCCAUAAAUUAAUCAUCUAUAGGCUACUUAUGUUUUUAUUUCAUUAUUUUAGGCUCUAACGUUAGUGCGUAAGCUUUCGGGUCUAAUGCCGCGUUCAAAACAACUGGGAACUCGGAAAUCUCCAACUUCAGUGCGUUCAAAUAACUGGGAACUCGGAACAAAAAGGAGCUCGACUGGGAAAAAUCGAUUUGAACGGUCAUCCAACUCGGUCCGACUUUCCGACCUGAAGAUCACUGACGUCAUGAUUUGACUUUUCCGAGUUCCCAGUUGUUUUGAACGCAGCAUAACUGUACACGCGCCAAAUAAGAGCCCCACAGUGGAGGUGUCAUAAAACCAGUAAAAACCUAGCGGUCAAACGGUUCAAUCAUUUCCCCACCAUUUUUGUAUAGAUUAUAGGGAUUUUAGAAACACUUAAAAUAAGGGCUGUGUAUCGUGUAGGCUUACACUGGCGUGACAUUUUGAUAACCAUGUAAAUUUCUCUCGGACAAGGUGACUUAUCAAUUUAUUCGCCUCGUAUUUACUCACAGAUUCGAAAAUGCUAAUUAGCGUCAAAGUACACGUCAUGCAAAACUACAAAUCCCUGCAAGCUCCUGCACAUCAUCUCUUGCUAACAGGUGUUGUGUCGAUUUUAAACUUGCACAAGACAGUUAACAGAAUUGUCCAUUUAAAUGGGAACAGGCAGAAAAAUCGAUCCACUGAGGCAAUAAGGACAACGUCGGAGUUUAAUUCAAAAAGAGAAAAACUGUGAAAUAAGAAGUAAUGUUCGGGAAAUAUUUGGUGAAGUGGUAAAAGAGGAUGAUAGUAGUGUCGGUUAUGUGUGAUGAUUGUGACAGUCAGAAGACAGAGACUUCAAAUAGGCCUAUGCACGUCAAGGGAACUGUAGCCUUGGCUACUGUUCAGAUGGGCUGAAUGGAAACUGAAUUCUGGACACUGACUGUAGGUGUAUAACCACUCACUUAGCCUUAAUAGAAACUCCUGCAGAUUUAAGCAUUUCUUGCAGUAAAAUUAUACACCAAAUGUAGGCACAAUUUUGACUCGGGAACAGGAGAAAUAUGAUUUAUUUAUUUCAGCAUCUUGAGAGAAUGCAAAUGCACAGUUAGAUACCGUCUGUAGAGGAGGUAUCUUUAUCAGCAUCAUAAGCUGAUAGUAGGCUAUUUCAACCACAUGAGAUAUGCAUCCAAGCCGAACUGAAAUCGUAUCAGAUACAUUUUGGGUCGUUUUCACAGCUAAACGUCUUUCCUUCGCGAAAGAGGCAGAGAUGACGGAGAUAACUUUACUGAUGUCAAAUAGAUUGAAGCGUUCAUUCCAUCUAUUUAUGACAUUGGUGAGCAAGGGUUUAUUUAGUCUUCCAGGACAACAUAUGACAGAAGAGAAGCUGCAUGUAUCUAUUUGUAGACGUUGAACAACAAAUCGCCUACCAAAAUGUCUGGAAUUAUAAGCAGGAACAUCCUAAAUCAGGCAAAAAUAAUAUCAUUCUACCAUCUCUGACUAGCCUACAGCGGAUUUUCUAUAUUAGUGGGUUAGGGUCGGGUGCUGGCCACAGAUUUUCAAUAUAGUCGGGGGGUUGCUUAUCGGUUAUUAGCAAUUGUGGGCGGGUAAGGGUGAGCAAACAGCUGACCCGCGCACCACUAGCCUACUUAGCAGAUGUAUCCUACAUGCAUAACUAAUCACAUGUUAUGAAGAUAACCACCUGUUAUUUGUAUAGAAAUAAUGGUGGUGUAUUCGUAGCACAUGUCCCAUUCAUUGACACUAAUAAUCGACUUCUGCCCGGUCAUCAGGUUUGGAAGUGGCCCUAGAUCGGAAGCUGUUUGGUCAACAUGUUGCCUCCAGAGUCAUCCAGAAAGCUGUAACGGGUUUCAUGAACAAUAAAAACCCUAAAAAGCCCCUGGUGCUCUCUCUACAUGGCUGGACUGGCACAGGGAAGAACUUCGUCAGCCAGUUGAUAGCUGAAAACAUCUACAAGGAGGGCAUGACCAGCAGUUUCGUCCAUCAGUUUGUGUCUACAGCUCACUUCCCUCAUCUGAGUCAGAUUGAGAACUACAAGGUAAAACAAGUAUUUUGUUAUAUUGAAAUACAGUAUAAUCCCUUGUAACUGUGGCAGGGAAAUUCUCAAUAGAGAAUUAGGCUGUAAUAUUCUAUAUUAGGGGUAUUCAAAUCUUACCCUGUAGUACUGCUGUUUUUCUGUUCUACCUGAUAAUUAAUUGCACCCACCUGGUGUCCCAGGUCUAAAUCAGUCCCUGGUUAGACUGGCUUCAAGGUUCACAUUUGAAUUAGAGGGUUCUAUAGGAUACAGAAUGUAUAGCUGAAUAAUUUUAAAUAUAUUUUGCGGCUAUGCUGUAAGCUGUCUUCACUGCUGUAGAUAAGUCUGUGUUUAAACUGUUGUGACCAUCCCUCAGUCUCAGCUGCAGCAGUGGAUCAAAGGCAAUGUCACCAACUGCCCACGUUCCAUGUUCAUCUUUGACGAGAUGGACAAGAUGCACCCUGGCCUGAUCGACUGUAUAAAGCCCUACCUGGACUACUACGAAAAUCUGGACGGGGUCUCCUACCGCCAAGCCAUCUUCAUCUUCCUCAGGUAGGGCAGACAGACCAGCAGUGUGUGAUAAGAAUUAAUGUGUUGUUUUUGGAUACUUUUGUAUUUUUUUAUUUUUUUACUGGAUUUACAGUCAAAUAUAGUACAGACAUGCAUCAUAUUAUCUUUCCACAAACUUAACGGACUCUUUAUAAUGACCAUGGUUUUACUUAGCUAAAAGUCAGUGUCAAUCAGAUACGGCCCCCCAAAACUAAGUUCAGUUACUCAGAUGUUUUAAUUUUGCAAAUAAAAUCACCACACAUGAACCUAAUGCAUUUAUAAACUACUCCAUGUCCGGACCAGUGAGGAAGAGAAAAUAACGUUGGGGACCCAGCUUAAAGUGGCCAUGGAAAUUCUGUUCGGGCUAGUAGAUUUUUGGCCAACUGGUCCGACCGAGCCAGUGAAAAAAAAAAAAAACGUUGGACCAUGCUUAAUAUCUACUAGUUUGUUUUGCUAAUCUCCAUAGCAAUGCUGGAGGAGAGCACAUCACGCAGGUGGCCCUGGACUUCUGGAAAGCAGGUCGAGACCGAGAGGAGAUGAAAUUGCAACACUUAGAACCAGCUCUCUCCCUGUCCGUGUUCAACAACAAGCAGAGUAAGCCACCUCUUUGCCGUCCUUCUUUAGGGCUGAAGCCUAACAUAUACACUUUGGUAACUAUUUUUCAUAUUUAACAAAUCAUACACAUAUACUAUAUGUACAAAAGUAUGUAGACACCCCUUCAAAUAGUGUAUUUCGGUUAUUUCAGCCACACUCGUUGCUGACGGGUGUAUAAAUCGAGCAUACAGCCAUUCAAUCUCCAUAGACAAACAUUGGUAGUAGAAUGGCCUUACUGAAGAGCUCAGUAACUUUCAACGUGGCACUGAGUCAGUUUGUCAGGCCACACAAGCUCACAGAACUGGACCGCCGAGUGCUGAAUUGCGUAGCGCGUAAAAAUAGUCUGUCCUCAGUUGCAACACUCUUUACCGAGUUCCAAACUGCCUCUGGAAGCAACGUCAGCACAAUAACUCUUUGUCAGGUGCUUCAUGAAAUGGGUUUCCAUGGCCGAGCAGCCACACAAGCCUAAGAUCACCAUGCGCAAUGCAAAGCGUUGGCUGGAGUGGUGUAAAGCUUACCGCCGUUGGACUCUGGAGCAGUGGAAACGCGUUCUCUGGAGUGAUGAAUCACGCUUCACUGUCUGGCAGUCCGACUGACAAAUCUGGGUUUGGCGGAUGCCAGGAGAACGCUAACUGCCUAAAUUCAUAGUCCAACUGUAAAGUUUGGUGGAGGAGGAAUAAUUGUCUGGGGCUGUUUUUCAUGGUUCGAUCUAGGCCCCUUUGUUCCAGUGAAGGGACAUCUUAAUGCUACAUCAUACAAUGACAUUCUAGAUGAUUCUGUGCUUCCAACUUUGUGGCAACAGUUUGGAGAAGGUCCCUUUACUGUUUCAACAUGACAAUGCCCCCGUGCACAAAGCGAGGUCCAUACAGAAAAGGUUUGUCAAGAUUGGUGUGGAAGAAUUUGACUGGCCUGCACAGAGCCCUGACCUCAACUCCAUCCAACACAUUUCGGAUGAAUUGGAACGCCGGCUGCGAGCCAGGCCUAAUCUCCCAACAUCAGUGCCCGACUUCACUAAUGCUCUUGUGGCUGACUGGAAGCAAGUCCCCGCUGCAAUGUUCCAACAUCUAGUGGAAAGCCUUCCCAGAAGAGUGGAGGCUGUUAUAGCAGCAAAGAGGAGACCAGCUCCAUAUUAAUGCCCAUGAUUUUGGAAUGAGAUGUUCGACGAGCAGGUGUCCACAUACUUUUGGUCAUGUAGUGUAUGUUUCUCUUAGGUUAGGAUUUUUCACUUUGUUACUAAGCCUGGGGUUAGAAGGCUGGGGAUGUUAUUGGAGACUUUUCAGACCUUCAGUAAAAAGAUGACCUGUGUUAUCUCUUUAUUCUGUCCAUCUGCCCUUCUUGCCCCUGUCCAUCUUAUGACUAUCCUUACCCCCUAGGCACUUGUGCACAUUUGAGAGGAUUGGGUAAGCAAUUGGUGGUAGUGUCUUCUUGCCCAUCUUAUGACUGUGUCCUUCCCUCCCUCCCUUUGUGUAGGUGGGUUGUGGCACACUAGUCUGAUAGACAAGAACCUAGUUGACUUCUUCGUCCCCUUCCUGCCUCUGGAGUACAGACACGUGAUGCUGUGUGGCAUGGCAGAGAUGGCCGCCAAGGGCCUGGAGCCCGACCAGGACAUGGUCGACCAGAUGGCCAGAGACUUGGUCUAUUUCCCCAAGAGUGAAAAGAUCUUCUCCGGCAAGGGCUGCAAGACCAUCGGCGGCAAGCUAGAUUACUAUACAUAG